UCACGGCUCGUCGGGCCAGUUGGGCGGGCUCACGCUGAUGCCGGGGAACCCCUCCCACCUCAUGUGAUAGGCCUGCUCGCGCUGGCCGUCUUCAUCAAAAUGCUGCUCGAUGAUGUGCGAAGUGCCGCCUGUGGUCAGCACCCGGCCCCUCGUGCCGGUCUCGUAGAAGGCCACCAGCAGGUCCAACACGCGCUCGUACCACUGAGCAUCAGUCAUGUCGUCAGGAAUCUCACCUGGCGCGCACACACACAAACACAAACACAAAUGCAAGCACAUACAGAAACACACACACAGACACAUAAAGUCAAGCGCUACGAUCCUUUCUUCCUUUCCUCACCUGUUGCAAACACCGUCAGAUCAUUGGGGUGAUGGUCCGCAAACAACUGCGAGGCUUCACGCCACCUGGUGGCCACCUCAGCGUCGGCAAAGGCGGCAGGGUCGAGGGAAACGUCCAUGUUGAAGCCGAUGUCGCCGCCAACCUGGUGGAGUUUCGCCAGAAACCGCGCCGCCAUGUCGAGCGACCCAGUGUGAUCGGCGUCAUCACUACGUGGAUCGUUGUCCACCGUAUUCUCACCCGCCGCGGCCCCUGCUACCGUCACCUCCAGCCACUGCUCCUGCAUGCCGGCGACGAUCUUGGCCAUCUGCUCCAUGUCCUCCUCGGACACCUCCUCCGCCUGCAGCUUGAACACCACAGGGUCCUGCUGGGUCUCGGGGUCUCGCUCGCCGAACAUGUCGCUGCUGAUGCCCGCCAGAUGUGUCCCGCGGCCUCCUCGGUACACGAUGGUGUCGGCAGCCUUGGCAUGGGCCGCCACGAGCUUCUUGACACAGCUGGUCUCCGCCUGGGCCCAUGCAAUGAUGUCAGUGGCGACCGAGUCAUCUCUCUCCAUCUUGAAGGCUCGCGUCGUCGGGUCGGCGACCUCGGGCUCACACAACGGGUCCAUCACUGCACCACUGCAGAAAGACGGAAGGGACACAGACACGUCGCUGUUGACACGUUGUCUGUGCGUGCAUCGCGUCCUGGUGGCUUGCUGCUUACUGCAGGUAGGCGAGGCUGCACAGCCGUCGCUUGUCAGCAUCGGCCCCUCCCACGUAGCCGAGGAAGAUGGGCAUCUUGGUGAAUGUCUUGUUGCACCCACGCCGAACCAGCUCCUGCCGCAGGGCGCUGAUGUCCGCCGCAUCCGUCCCUCUCGGCACGUACAGACACCCGACCGUCCGCAGCUGCUCCAGUCGCUGGGGCAGCAACUAGAGCAGUCCAGUGGGGGUCAAGUGUCGCAGCUCCCCCGGCAGCCCACGCUGCUUGCGACUGAUGAAGUCCACCUCCUGAAGCGCAUUGCUUCCGCUCACCCAUGCAGGUGCGGCAUCCACGUCAGCCGCCCUCGCCUCUUCCUCUUCUCGAGUGAUGUAGAUGGGGUUGUGGUGGACCGUCCCGUCCAGAUCGAACGAGAUCGAGGCGAUGCCGGGAGUCCGCCACUCGCGGCCCACCCGCACUGGCGUGCACUGCGAUGGCAGGUUGUUGACGGCCGAGAGGGCCGGAAGGACCACCGGCCGCCCGGAGGGAGGGAGAGGGGUCGAUGAAGUGUGGCUGAAGCUGGCGCGGAGGGACGCAUUCGGCUGGGGGUACUCGAUCCGUGUGAAUGUCAGCUUGAGCAGGGUGCCCUCCACUCGCAGCUGGUCCUCUGACGAUGCCGCACCACUGCUGCCGCCUCCCUCCGGUCGUCUCGCCUCCUCCAUCUUCCGUGCGAUUCCCGCCCGGGCGGCACCGUGGCCUUCAAGCAAAGCCACCCAGGUUCCCAUGCACCAGGUCGGGUGGAAGCUGGGGUAGUGGACCUCCAACUCCCGCAGGUGGUUGGCUCGCUCGCCCCACUUGUGGGCGACACGGAGAGGCAUCCGCUGCCACAGUCGACGGGUCGCCCGGGUCGAGCAGGUGACGCUCAGAUGCGUGUACUGCGAUGCCGACUGCUGGAAGAGUGGGGUGCCGAUGGAGCGGCGCAGACGAGUGAGGCCCCGGGGAUGGAAGUGACCGUGGACGUUUGCCACCGCAUCACGCGAAAUACAAUGGCGAGCCUGACAAACCACAGACAACGCACACAGGUGUCAUGCUUGUCAUGCGUGGUAUCGUGCUUUCCUCUGCUUACUGGUAUGUGGUUUAUCGGUGGCGGCUGUCCUGAUCGAUGCACCAAGCGAAACGAAGGCACUCGAGUCCCGUCAGCCUCUCGGUCAGCCUGAGAGAUGCAGCAAACAAGCGUCACAUGACAAUGGCGGCGACGGCUUCCUUUCUCUGCCGUAUCCUCUCACCAU
Molecule: messenger RNA, 2298 nt
Organism: Vitrella brassicaformis
Lineage: Eukaryota; Vitrellaceae
Source: the annotation of a GenBank genome assembly